Impatiens glandulifera is the source of this 1032-nucleotide messenger RNA. RefSeq names its product elongation factor 1-delta-like. The record is from RefSeq and is a predicted model, not a curated record. The transcript is spliced from 7 exons. Bases 69 to 770 code for a protein of 233 amino acids. Gene Ontology annotation, biological process: translational elongation. Gene Ontology annotation, molecular function: guanyl-nucleotide exchange factor activity; translation elongation factor activity. Gene Ontology annotation, cellular component: cytosol; eukaryotic translation elongation factor 1 complex. Lineage: Eukaryota; Viridiplantae; Streptophyta; Magnoliopsida; Ericales; Balsaminaceae.
UUUUAGAGUCUCUAAUUGUUUAGUUUUGGAACUUGAUUUCAGAAGGAGCUGUUUUUCUCUUGCUAUCAAUGGCGGUUACAUUCUUUGAUCUGGGUUCUCUUUCUGGCGUCAAGAAGUUGGACGAGUACCUAUUGACACGUAGUUACAUAUCUGGAUACCAAGCCUCAAAGGAUGAUAUCGUUGUUCAUGCUGCUCUUUCCAAGCCUCCAUCUGCUGAUUUCGUGAAUGCCUCUCGUUGGUACCACCAUAUUGAGGCACUUUUGAGGAUUUCAGGUGUUUCUGGUGAUGGCAGUGGUGUUACCAUUGAAGGAUUUGCUCCAGUAGUUGAUGAAACUAUUGCCACUCCUCCUGCUGCAGAUUCUAAGGCUUCUGCUGCUGCUGAGGAUGAUGAUGAUGAUGAUGUUGACUUGUUCGGUGAAGAAACUGAAGAGGAGAAGAAGGCUGCAGAAGAACGUGCAGCAGCUGUUAAAACCUCUGCAAAAAAGAAAGAGUCUGGGAAAUCCUCUGUUCUGUUGGAUGUUAAACCAUGGGAUGAUGAGACUGACAUGAAGAAGCUUGAGGAGUGUGUGAGAAGUAUCCAGAUGGAAGGAUUACUCUGGGGAGCUUCCAAGCUUGUUCCUGUUGGAUAUGGGAUUAAGAAACUUCAAAUUAUGAUGACCAUUGUUGAUGAUCUUGUGUCUGUUGACACUCUUAUUGAGGAUCAACUCACUGUCGAACCAAUGAACGAGUAUAUCCAGAGUUGUGACAUUGCUGCCUUCAACAAAAUAUAAAUGAUAAUGCUGUUCUAUCUGUUGUUAUUGGGGAAGGAGAAUGAAGAGUCUUUUUUUUUAUCCAAUUUCAUACCGUUUUCUGUUGACCAUUUUCUUCAAGACUGAUAUUUUAAGUUAAGGUGUGAGCUAUGGACCUUCAUGUAAUUUCAUGGCAGUUUUAUGGUUUUGAUUCAUCAUUUUUCAUGUUUUCAAAUGAUCAGAGUUUCAAAUUUAUUAAUGUGUACUCUUAACCAUAAAUGUCUAAAAAAUAAUGUUUUUUUUU